Molecule: messenger RNA, 591 nt
Organism: Sinocyclocheilus grahami
Lineage: Eukaryota; Metazoa; Chordata; Actinopteri; Cypriniformes; Cyprinidae
Product: UPF0547 protein C16orf87 homolog
Exons: 3
Coding region: 43-546 (167 amino acids)
Source: RefSeq, a predicted model, not a curated record
CCUCUACAGCGCCGCGCAUGCGCAGUCUGUAUCGAGCGAUUGAUGAUCCUGCGGCUUGUGUGUGUGUCUGAGCUCCUGAUCAGCUGCACUUCUCUGUGUGCGUUAGUGCAGCUGGAAGUUUUUCAGUACGAUCGCCGAGAUCAAGGGAUAUUAUUGAAGCCCGUCGUUAUAAAUAUGUCUACAAACAAAGUGAAGAAAGUGAAAAUGGCCACCAAAUCAUGCCCGGAGUGUGACCAACAGAUUCCUGUGGCUUGUAAAUCCUGUCCUUGUGGCUACGUCUUCAUAAGCCGAAAGCUUCUCAAUGCCAAAUUAAAUGAGAGGUCUCCAGUAAUGGACCAAUUGGACGCAAAGAGAAGACGAACAGAACGAAUCAGAAAAGAGAAGAUAAAUUUAACACCUACCAGUGAUAUGGAAAAUAGGAGGCGACCCCAUUCCAACAGUCAGUCAGAUCCAAUCCGCAGAGGAAGAGGCAGACCCAAAACUGUUGGACUGAAGAAGCAGGAGGAAGAAAAGGGUAAUGUGCAAACAGUAAUCAUUAUAGAUUGAUGGUCACGAUAAACAUUAACAUGAAGAAAUGUAGGCAUCCAGGGU